GAAACGGUUCGCACUAUCCUUCUUUUCCCCGCCACGCCACGAUGAAUCCACAGACAUACCCGGCGGUGAACCCGUACCCCCCGACCCAGGCGGCGCCCUCCGCGGGGCCCGGCUCCGGCUUCCCCCCCAAGUCAGGCCUCGCGGGCAUGACUCCCCACUCCAUGUCGUCCACCCCCGUCCCCAACAUGGCCCCGGGCGCGGGCGUGCGCGGCGGCCUGCCAGAGGAAAGGAACGUCGCCCAGCUUGUCAGGGAGAACACCAACGUAUGGGCCAGGAAAUGGCAGGGUUUGCUGGACAGGUCGACGCCGCAUGUGCUCGAAAGGUGGUUGGUCACCCUUGGAUUGUUCUUGCUGUUUGCUCUCAAUGUCAUCCUGCGUCAGGGCUGGUACAUCGUCUGCUACGCCCUUGCCAUCUACAUCCUCAACUUGUUCCUUGCCUUCCUCCAGCCCCGAUUCGACCCCUCGUUGGCGGAAGACUUGGCCGCGGACGAUGUUGAAGAAGGUGCCCCCGGUUUGCCCGGUGCCGGCCCCGCCAAGACUCCGGGCGGACUCAAAGGAUUACUGAACGGCUUCUCGAACGGGGAGGAAGAUGAAGAGUUUAGGCCUUUUAUCAGGCGUCUUCCAGAGUUCAAAUUCUGGUACUCUGCCACCAAGGCUAAUGCCAUCGCUCUGCUUUGUACCAUUACGCGCGCCACUGACGUUCCCGUGUACUGGCCCAUUCUGCUCGUCUACUUUUUCACCUUGUUUGGAUUGACUAUGCGCAGACAGAUUCAACAUAUGAUCAAGUACAGGUAUGUGCCUUUCGACCUUGGCAAGAAGGCACGAUACGGAAGGAAGUAAGACAUGGGGAUGAGCCAAAAAAAAUGGAUGACGAUAGGGGAAUGAGGGAAGCCGGCUCUUAUGAUAGACAUUGGUGCACCGUGUAUGGAUCAAGAUCAUUUAUGGUCGUCUUGACCUUUUUU
Molecule: messenger RNA, 961 nt
Organism: Cryptococcus deneoformans JEC21
Lineage: Eukaryota; Fungi; Basidiomycota; Tremellomycetes; Tremellales; Cryptococcaceae
Product: ER to Golgi transport-related protein, putative
Exons: 5
Coding region: 42-839 (265 amino acids)
Biological process (GO): retrograde vesicle-mediated transport, Golgi to endoplasmic reticulum; protein retention in ER lumen
Cellular component (GO): Golgi membrane
Source: RefSeq, a predicted model, not a curated record